AUGCCUUCUCUAGACAAGACCUUUUCCCUAGUUUUACAGGAGGAAAGACAAAGACAGACCAUAAAUUUGACAGUGUCUUCUCCUGAGGCUUCAGCACUAGCAGUCUAUAGUAAUCAAGCAAAAAGAAAAGAGAAAUCUGAUCUUAGCUGUUUUCAUUGUGGAAAGCUUGGACAUACUAAGGAGAAAUGCUAUAGGCUUAUAGGAUUCCCACCAAAUUUUAAGUUCACUAGAGCUAAGUCGAACCAUGGUAGUGGGAAUUUUUCUUCUCCACAUUCAGCAAACCAGGUUUCCUCUCAAAAUCAAGAAAAGGGAAUACAAGAGAAUCCUCAGUUGAACUUAUCCCAGAAUCAGAUUCAGAAACUCAUGGCUCUAAUCAAUGGACAGAUGUCACAGCUCACUUCUAAUGACUCAGGUUCUGUUCAGACCACUACUCAGCCUCAACAAUUGUCCACUGAAAAUAAUCCUUCCCCUGUUGCAUACUCCAACAUGGCUGGUCCUAUCUUCAUGGACGACGAUUGGGCUUGCUAAGAUCCAAUGUGGCCUUUAUUUCCUUCUUCCCAGCACCUUCCAAAACAAAGCU
Juglans microcarpa x Juglans regia is the source of this 580-nucleotide messenger RNA. RefSeq lists its product as uncharacterized. The coding region runs from base 1 to 528 and encodes 175 amino acids. The record is from RefSeq and is a predicted model, not a curated record. The transcript has 2 exons. Gene Ontology annotation, molecular function: zinc ion binding; nucleic acid binding. NCBI's taxonomy places the organism in Eukaryota, Viridiplantae, Streptophyta, Magnoliopsida, Fagales, Juglandaceae.